UCUCCCUUUUUUGCUUCUCUUGUCAUUCGCUCGCUGCCUUCUUUUUUGCUCGCAGCUCACCGAGGCAGCAGUGAUGGCAUGCACGACUGCUUUGCCACUUCAGCAGCUCAUUGCUUCGUUGGACAACACUUGUCUGCCAAAAAUUCUACAAGUUUGCUCUGGAGUGUAUUUCCAAGGGUCUAUAUAUGAACUUUCUGGGAGUGAAGUGUGCUUUUCUACCGGGGAUCUAAUAAAAGUCAUUGACAUUGAGCCCUUAUCAGUUUGCUGUGAAGACAUCAGCAACAAUGAGAAGUUUGAGCUCCCCAUCAACCACACAGGCUUGUUCAAAGUUGUUCCGGAGGAGAUGCCGUACAGUUCAGUGGAGGAGAUGUUGAGCCUGAGGCCUGUGGGCCUUGAAUCCUGCCUUCCCUUCACUUUCACCUGCAGCUCCAAGAUGACCCUAGGAAACUUCACACUGGGGGCCGGGAGAGCUCUGACAGUGCUCUCCAUUGAGCAGCAGGGGGGCACGGAGGAUCAGGUCCGCUGCCAUGUUCAAGGGCAACAGGAAGCCUCCGCAGAAGUGUGUAUCCCCCUCUCUGUCCAAGGGGAGUUCAGGGAGUGUGAGAGCAAGGAGUGCUUCACUGUGCAGGAGAUCAUGGCUUCACCGUGCCUGAGAAGUCGAAAGUUUCGUUUCAUCAACGCCAACAAGUGUGAACAGCCACUUAUCUUCACUCCGAUAUAUCAAGUCCACGCCAUCAUGAACAUGAGGAAGAAUGUGUUGAAGUUUCCUUCCAGCUUAGAAGUGGAUGUGGUCGACGUCACCGAGCUGAGUUUGGAUGUGAACUUUGUGACUCCGCUCACUCUCACAGAAGUCCUAUCCCAGCCACCUGAAUCUUUCCCUGUAGUGGUGGAGAUAUUGGAAAGCCCUGAUAACAUCUCUCUGUUCAAGAGCAGCUGGCUGCCAGAGCUCACCCGGCGUAAGAGCCUGGUUUUCCACAAGACAGGAACCUCAGCCUUUGUUUUAUUAUCCAGCAUGAAAAGCCGAAAGAUGCAGCAGUACUUUUUGGUUUCUCAGCAAUAUGGCGGACGAUUAAGGAGAAGGCCGAGGGAGUUUGAGUCUGUGUACCAGCUUUACGUUGCUUCGAUCCAGGCCCCGGGUCUGAAAGUCAGUGUGACAAGGAACUGUGACGAGGUGGAGGAGGAGGGGCUGCCUUCUCUCAGUGUGGGAGAACAGCUGGAGGUCGUCCGCUGCGAGAGGAUGGAGCUGCCUGCUGAAAACAAGGGACAGAAGCAGUCAGUUGAGGCUCUUCUGUGCCUGCGCCUUCCAGAGCCAGAUGACGACGAUGAGGAUGAUGAAGAGAACGUCAAGCAGGAGGACGAGAGAGAGGAGGUUUUUCUGCCUCUGUACAUGCAGGGUCACUUUGUGGAAGUGCUCGCUGAAAAUAAGAAGUACAAACUCAGGGACCUGGGGAAGGAGUUUAGUUUGCCGCUGGAUGUCAAGGUGGUGAGCCGUGACACUGAACUUGAGACCGAUCCGCUAGUUGGGUUUCAAUGUCUCCGAAUAGAGGGGGCUAUGUUAGAGCCCGUCAUCCAGGUCAGCCUUCUAGACAGGCCGGACCACUGUUUUGAAAUCCCAACCAAGUGGCUUAAUAUGUCUGUCUAUUUUACCAAAGAUCCCCUUCCAUGGCCCCGCGGUCAACCACCCGAAUGCAGUGUGGAUAGAGUUACAGAGGUGACGGACAGGUUCUUUUAUGAAUUUCAAAAACGGGGGGGCUCAGAUGCAGCACCUCCACCUCGACCACCAAAGCGGAAUCUGUCUUCUUCAGAGGCCUGCAAAAAAACGAAACCGUCUAAGAAGUCAUCCAAGGCCGACAAAGCCAAACAUCGACCAGACAAAAGCAUCCCGUCCAAAGAGUUUGCUGAUUUGACUUUGAAUAGCAAAAGAAGGCCCCCAGCUCCCCCGCCUCCAGCUCUCUCAGACGAUCAACCUCCUCCAAUCGCACGCCGAAAGCACUCUGGGCCUGAAAUGACAACAGCCAAGGCGCUGCCAAACACUUACGUGCAAAGGGAGGAGGCGAAGCGAAACGUGCUGCUGUGUGCCGUGGAAGCAGACGUGGAAGCAGACGUGGACAGCGACCACGACUAUGAAACCGUGGACGAGUCUUUGAUAGAAAUGAUGAAGACGGCACAGGAGAGCAUCAUAUUCUUCUAACACAUUGUGUCAAACUGCAUCAGCCAAGUAGCCUAUCUCAUCGGUACAGUGAGAAAAUAAUUCAGGAACAUUUUAUAUUGCAGUUUUUUAAGCUUUUCUAUGUUGAGUAAUGUUAUUCUUACAUACCAAGGCAUCGUUUUAUGUUGAGACUCUACAGUCUGACCGAGCAAACUAUACAUGGAAUCCUAAAUAUUGUUGUAAAAAUAAUGGUUUGAAUGUCGUGUGUGUAAUUAUUUUUAAGGGUUUUGUUAAGCCUUGAUAUUUAAGUUUACAUUUAUCAGCCUAACUGCACAUGUGAGCACAUCAUUCUUUUGCAUGUUGAUAUCUGUAGAGGUUUUGAUGACUGGAAACAAAGUAGAGAACAGUUUUUAAUGCACUGGUGACUUGGUUAAACUGGAAGGACACAAGCUUCUCGUGGUCAUCUUUGGUCUACAUUCAUUAACCGUUUAUCUCUCUCUGCUCGAGUCACACCAUUGUCUUUUUUUAGGCAUUAGACCGCUGUAGCUGUGCAAUGUACUUCACACAGAAGCUUCUGCUGUACUAUUUAUGGCUGUGUUAUUUGUGAAAUAUGACGGGUGUAGGCUUUGCACAUGGAUAUAUUUUUGUUAAGAAGACGAAGUAGAGUUAAAAAUUACCUGAGAUGAAUAAAAAAAAAAAAGGCACUUGUAUGAACGUCAAA
Labrus mixtus (cuckoo wrasse) is the source of this 2870-nucleotide messenger RNA. RefSeq names its product thymocyte selection associated family member 2 (gene themis2). The coding region runs from base 74 to 2191 and encodes 705 amino acids. NCBI's taxonomy places the organism in Eukaryota, Metazoa, Chordata, Actinopteri, Labriformes, Labridae. Gene Ontology annotation, biological process: T cell receptor signaling pathway. The transcript is spliced from 6 exons. The record is from RefSeq and is a predicted model, not a curated record.